UGCCGAGACAGAAACCAAUACAUCCAACACUGAACACACAAGACUCAACACUCAACAUUGACUGAAGAUGCUGUGUUCCCGAGGAUUCCAGUCUUCCCUCAGCCCAUUGAUGGACUUCUACUGGCCUGUGCGCAGUCUAUGGCCAGAGGUCCGACCUCUUCUCAGCCAGCGGGAUCUACUGCAGAGAAACCUGCUAGAAGUCAAGAGCAGUCUGGAGCUGAUGGCAAAACUCCAGCAGCAGAUCUUUGAAGAGUUGGACAAUGUUCCAUCCUCUUUGACCAUCCAACCAGUCUCCUACAAGCAUGAUAAAGAUGGAGAGGGCUUUGCCCUGACACUGGACACUAAAGACUUUUCCCCAGAGGAGCUGUCUGUCAAGCAGGUGGGCAGGAAGCUGAGAGUCAGUGGGAAGACAGAGAAGAAGCUGGAUGAUGGGGAAGGCUCCUACUCUUACAGAUGCCAAGAGUUCAGACAAGAGUUUGAUCUGCCUGAAAAGGUGAAUCCUGAGACAGUCACCUGCUCCCUGGCUCAUGACGGGAAACUCCACAUUCAGGCACCAAAGAAUACAUUAUCUGGCGAGGAGGAGGUGGCAGAGAGAGUGGUGCCCAUCAACUGUAGCCUGGAUGUGAAAACCCCACAAUUCCUGUCAAAGACAGAGGGAAGCAUCACCGACACACAGAAGAAACAAGAGAACACCAUUUCAAAGAGGACUGAUUUUUAUUUCACUGGAUGAAACAUUUUCUAAUACAUAUUUUUUAUGUUUUGAGACUGUAUGCAUGUACGUUUCAUAUCUUGUAACAGUCAAUAUGAUAUGCUUUUUAAUUUAAUCAAUAAAAUAAAAAAAUCUGAAUUUUGCAGUUGUUAUGAUCUCUUCAAUGGAUAUCAACAUAAUGACCAUUAUCUCUCAUCAAAAGUUAACUUUCCAAAAGGCUCACUGGCCUGAAAUUUUUCAAUGAUCAUUUUCAAUAAAUUCAAUUUUCAAAAAGC
This is a messenger RNA of Oncorhynchus tshawytscha (Chinook salmon), 984 nucleotides long. Its product is annotated as heat shock protein 30-like. Gene Ontology annotation, molecular function: protein folding chaperone. Lineage: Eukaryota; Metazoa; Chordata; Actinopteri; Salmoniformes; Salmonidae. Bases 68 to 730 code for a protein of 220 amino acids. Gene Ontology annotation, biological process: protein refolding; response to heat. The record is from RefSeq and is a predicted model, not a curated record. The transcript has a single exon.